Messenger RNA from Echinops telfairi (small Madagascar hedgehog), 2021 nucleotides. RefSeq names its product serine palmitoyltransferase long chain base subunit 3 (gene SPTLC3). Gene Ontology annotation, cellular component: serine palmitoyltransferase complex. The transcript is spliced from 12 exons. Gene Ontology annotation, molecular function: serine C-palmitoyltransferase activity; pyridoxal phosphate binding. Gene Ontology annotation, biological process: ceramide biosynthetic process; sphingosine biosynthetic process. The coding region runs from base 157 to 1812 and encodes 551 amino acids. Lineage: Eukaryota; Metazoa; Chordata; Mammalia; Afrosoricida; Tenrecidae. The record is from RefSeq and is a predicted model, not a curated record.
CAAAGAUCUGGCAGAAAGAUAGGCUGUUUCUCUUCUCCUGGAAAAGCCUGAUUGGUAGGAUUCCUUAAAGGGCUUGGCCCUCAAGUGUUUUAUCCCAUAUUCUUACCAACUUAAAAACGUGCAGGGAUCCUCUGAAGGCUUCAUCAUUUCACACAAAUGGCUAAUCCUGGAGGUGGUGCUGUUUGCAAUGGGAAUCUUCACACCCACAAAACACAGAGCCACGGCUCACAAAGUGGAGACGGCAGGAAGAACGGGGUCAUGAAGGAAACCCAGCAAAAUGGAAACUCACCUUUUUAUAAGCCGAUUGUUGAAUCCUUUGAGCAAGCACCUCUUCACGUCAUGGUUUUUACUUACAUGGGUUAUGGAAUUGGAACCCUGUUUGGCCAUUUCAGAGACUUUUUGAGAAACUGGGGAAUAGAAAAAUGCAACGCAGCUGUAGAGCGAGAAGAACAAAAAGAUUUUGUGCCGCUCUAUCAAGACUUUGAGAAUUUUUACAUCCGGAACCUUUAUAUGCGAAUCAGAGACAACUGGAACCGGCCAGUAUGCAGCGCCCCUGGGCCACAGUUCGAUAUAAUGGAGAGGGUAUCAGAUGACUACAACUGGACAUUUCGGCUUACUGGGCGAAUCAUCAAAGAUGUCAUUAACAUGGGCUCCUAUAACUUCCUUGGCCUCGCAGCCAAGUACGAUGAAUCUAUGAGGACAGUAAAGGAUGUUUUAGAGGAAUAUGGCUGUGGCGUGUGCAGCACCCGACAGGAAAUGGGCACCCUGGACAAACACAAAGAGUUGGAGGAUCUUGUGGCUAAAUUCCUGAAUGUAGAAGCAGCAAUGGUCUUUGGGAUGGGAUAUGCAACAAAUUCAAUGAAUAUCCCUGCACUCGUGGGAAAGGGAUGCCUCAUUUUAAGUGAUGAGCUAAACCAUGCAUCUCUUAUUCUUGGGGCCCGACUAUCAGGAGCGACCAUAAGGAUCUUCAAACACAACAAUACACAGAACCUAGAGAAACAACUGAGAGAUGCAAUCAUCUAUGGCCAGCCACGGACGCACAGAGCUUGGAAAAAGAUUCUCAUCCUGGUAGAAGGCAUCUACAGCAUGGAAGGUACCAUUUUGCACCUGCCCCAGAUCGUGGCUCUGAAGAAGAAAUACAAGGCUUACCUCUACAUCGACGAGGCACACAGCAUUGGGGCUGUGGGCCCCACCGGCAGGGGUGUCGUGGAUUUCUUUGGAAUGGACCCUUGUGAUGUCGAUGUGUUAAUGGGCACAUUCACGAAAAGCUUCGGAGCUGCAGGAGGUUACAUAGCCGGAAGGAAGGAGCUUGUGGAUUAUUUGCGAGUUAAUUCACAUAGUGCUGCUUAUGCCACAUCCAUGAGUCCCCCGAUAACAGAGCAAAUCAUCAGAUCGAUUAAAUUUAUCAUGGGAACGGAUGGAUCCACAGAAGGAUUGCAGAGAGUCCAACAACUUGCAAAAAACACAAGAUACUUCAGACAGAGGCUAAACGAAAUGGGAUUCAUUGUUUAUGGCAAUGAAGAAUCGCCUCUUAUCCCCCUGCUCCUUUAUAUGCCUGGUAAAGUCGCGGCUUUUGCACGACAUCUGUUACAGAGAAAAAUCGGGGUGGUUGUCGUUGGUUUUCCAGCCACUCCCCUUGCUGAUGCAAGAGCUCGGAUUUGCAUGUCAGCAGCACAUACUCGGGAGAAUCUGGACACAGUCUUAGAAGCCCUUGAUGAGCUUGGCGACCUCUUGCAACUGAAAUAUUCCCGGCACCGAAAGUCAGCUCGCCCUGACCUCUACGACGAGACAAGCUUUGAACUUGAAGAUUAAGUCUUCUGGUCCUGAAUGGAGUGAAAAGAUUUUGCCAGAAGGACGUCUUUCCUUAGCUCAAAAAGGAAUAUACUCUAAAUAAGUUUCUCCCCUUUCUAAAGGCAGUAUUGGUUUUCAGACCAGGUUAAUUGCACUGAAGGAGACGUUGUCGUUGUGUUUUUAAUAUCUUUUAUUUGGGACCAGAGAGAUUAAACUAUGAUUUAAGUUUU